CCCGAUCCGGCAGCGGUCGGGAAAGCUCACUAUUAUAUUUAUUUAACAUACCAACAUAUAGUUAUUAUAUUAAUUAUUAAUUUAUAAGCCCACAGUCCUGUGAUCACAGAGGCAAUGCGCGUGGAGGCAUUUGUCUGUGGCCUGACAGUCUUUCUGUUCGUCUGUCUGUCCGUGAAUGCUCUCUCGUCGAACGGUCGACAUGUUUGUAGACACACACGAGUAGAAUCCUACACCGCUCAAGACCGCUACAAAACCAAAUGCGGAUUUUUAAACUGGAAACGGUGUACUCGCUACAGGCGAGUGACUCGUACGCGGACAGCCACAGACUACAGGUGUUGUUCCGGGUGGUCGAGUGUAGACAACGUCCACUGUGACAGAGCAAUUUGCUUUGGACUGACCCCUGGGACUUGCCCUAACGGCGGAAAGUGCGUCAGACCAGGAGUUUGUUCCUGUCGUCCGGGCUUUUCUGGCGCUAGAUGCCCAGAUAUUAUUGAAUGCAACUCGGGUAAUGGCGGAUGUGAACAUCAGUGCGUGAAUACAGUUGGAUCCUUCCGUUGUCAGUGCAACUCGGGCUAUGGACUACUUUCAAACCAAAGAAACUGUAAACCGGUGUGUUUUGGCCAAAGCCCCGGGGUAUGCGCUAACGGUGGCACGUGUACAGCUCCAAACAGCUGCCGGUGUCCGGCCGGAUACUCUACCCCUCAGUGCGCAGACAUUAAUGAAUGCAGCAACAACAACGGUGGCUGUGCGCAGCUGUGUGACAAUCUCCCCGGGUCUUUCCGGUGUCGAUGUGGGCGCGGUUUCGGGUUACUGGGAGACGGGAAAUCCUGCAAGCCAAUUUGCCACGGUGCACCACUCGGCACGUGCAAGAAUGGCGGAACGUGUCUCAAACCAGACGUGUGCGCAUGCCCUGUGGGAUUUGCCGCUCCGACAUGCGACGAUAUCAACGAAUGUAACACGAACAACGGCGGCUGUAGCCAGACUUGUACGAACACCCAGGGGUCAUACAAGUGUAGCUGUGAGGCUGGGUACGGGCUGGUGGACGGAAGUCAGUGUAAACCGAUCUGCUUCGGCGGAGCCCCCGGGACAUGCCCUAAUGGUGGUAAAUGUCUGAGCCCCGACAGGUGCUCCUGCCCCCCGGGAUAUGCAGGAUCACCCUGCGCUGAUGUUAACGAGUGCCAGACAGGCAAUGGUGGAUGUUCUCAGACUUGCUCAAACACCGUAGGAUCCUUCACGUGCUCCUGCAAGCCGGGUUACCAGCUAGAUGCUGACGGACGUACUUGCAAAGCACUCUGUCAGGGACUUCCAGCAGGCACCUGUCCAAAUGGUGGCACCUGCAUAGAACCGGAUGUUUGCGAAUGCCCAAACGGUUUCUCUGCGCCUACAUGUGAAGAUAUAAACGAAUGUCAAUCCAAUAAUGGUGGAUGUGAACAGCAGAUACCGUUAGCUGAUGACGGGAAGUCAUGCACAGAUAUCGACGAGUGCACAGAAGGCACUUCCGGUUGCAGCAAUUUUUGUGUCAAUGACCCCGGAAGUUUCCACUGUGAUUGCCCUCUGGGAUACGAGCUUGGAGAUGACGGACUUCAGUGUCAAGAUCUGGAUGAAUGCAAAACGAAUAACGGCGGUUGCUCCCAUAUCUGUGCCAAUACUGACGGGUCUUUCGUGUGCUCGUGUCGGGAUGGGUUUGUCCUGGACGGGGACAGAAAAACAUGCAGAGAUGCUUCAGACUGCGGCGACAAACAGUUCGUCUGGUGUUGGCCCCAGUGUACACAGUCAGGAACUUCAUGUGACUGUCCUCCAGGUCAUGUACUACAUAGCAACGGACUGAACUGUGUUGACCCCUGUUUUAUCAAGCCCUGUCAGCAUAACGGUAUGUGCUCCAAACCCUCUCCUGAUGCAACCACAUUUACAUGUGACUGUACAAACACGGGUUACGAAGGAGACCGCUGUGAAACAGGAAUCAUCUCACUGCCAGACAAUGUGCGAGUCAGAGCCGGUGUCCUAUCAGACAAUUUCGUGGUGACAGCAUUCCCGGAGCAGGAGUUAAUUCUCAGUGCCGAAACAACGGACGGUAUCCAGGUUUUUCCUGAUCGAUUGUUUAUCCGGAGUCCAGCUACUAGCGCCACUUUUAAAGUUCUUUCUCCUGACAGUGGGAAAUUCGUCGUCAGCUUCAGGGCUUCCGGAGCAGACGCUGCAUCUUUCAGUGACGUCACCACCCUCGAGGUUCUGUCCGAUGACGUAUUCUCAAAAUACCAAAUUCCCUUUGAGGGGCUUCCUGAGGGGAAUUUCUUCAUCGACCUCAGUCUCCAAGGUGAGGACUAUAAGUUCACUUCGACGUCUCAGUGGUACCGACUCAACUCCAACCCGAAUAUCUUCUUCACCAAAGGUGUCACAUUCUCCUCUGUUGGAAAUCUCUCGGUACCCAUGUCUGUGAACGGUCUGGAGGUAAACGUAAACAACGAGCUAACAGUCGGUCCUGUGAGUGGCCUUCGGGGCCCAAAUGUAGGAUCGGCUGUUUCGGGAGAAGUCAUCAGAAGAGCGAGACAAGCUACCUUUGAACUCUCAGUCAAAGAUAUCAACGACUUCAUCAAGAAACACAGCUUACUGAAGCAGGUAUUUGCAUUCCUUCAGCUUUUAUUGCCACCUUGGUUGAGGAUGUUUGUGGCCACAAACUCUCCACAGCCGUUCUUCUUUGCCCAAAUAGCAACCGGAAGUACAGUAAAGAAGUUACGCUACUGCGCAGGUGCACCGGUAAAUGACGACUCCAGAUAUCACGUAUUCCGCUUUACUCAUGCCAUUGUACUGACGCUUGUCAACCAAGACGUGUAUUUGCCAGAACUCCACAGUGAGCAGUACUGCAUCAUCCUGGACUUGUAUAAAGAUUUCGGCACGACGUUCAUGAUGAUGUUUCCCGAUAAAGCAGCAGCUCUUCUGGCGGAAGUUGAAGUAUUCAAAAAGCUGAAAGAAGACUCGGGUGUGAAGGUUUUUCCCAAUGGCAUUGGAUUUUCUUUGUUUAGAAAGCUAAACGUACGCCCCAUCGGGUCUGAACUGGAGUUGUGGAACGGGGACGAAACAUUCAAAUACCCCCUUAGCCAGACGGCUACGUUUUGGGUAUCUUUGGAGGUUAGCCGAGUUCGAGAUCCCAACAAAUCCUUUGAUUUUUCAGUAGCCCCAGUUCCAGUAGAAACUUACGCCGCUCUGCCUGAUAUUCGAAAGAUUUUGACGCACGUGUUUGUUGACCCCUGGGAAGUUUACCUGAAGUCUGGCGGGAAACCAAUGGAAGUGGCUCUAUAUGUCACGAUACUGAAGAAUCGAGCUACAAUUUCCUUGUCAUUUGGCAAUUUCCUGCAACACAGUUUACAAGCGUUUGGGUCUGUUGGAGGUCCAGGACCGAGAACAUACUGUGGACCCCAAGCCAAUCCUCCUGGCGUUUUCACCACAGUGUUUGUUGACGCCAAACUUCUCCGUGGCGUCCCCGUCAUUCAGGAUCUUGCCUUUAACAUUGAGCUGGAAGCAGACUUUUUUUACCGUCUGGAUGACGCUGACAUUUCCAAUGUUCCUCGACCGAUUGAUAUCAUAAAAUCUGUUUUAGCUCAGGUUAAACAGGCUGUUAUUGAGCUCCUGAACUUCGUCGUGACCGAAAUUCAAAAAUACGUCGGGGUCAUCGCACCAGUCAUACUUGAAGCAAUACAAGAAUUUCGCCAGCACAUUCAAGCGCUGUUGCAAUUGGUCAAUCAGUUUUUGGACAAAUUCAACUUGACGGCGUUGAUAAAGAAUGUGGCCGAUCUUGUCAAAGAUAUCAUAGAGAGCAUCAAUAAUCUGGUUCAGAAAGUCAGACAGCUGGUGGACCUUAUCAAACUGAUGUUCGAAAAAACCCUCAAGAACUUUAUAACAUUUGUGAAAACGAAGGUGGAUGAGAUUAAGAACAACACCCUAACUAUGGUACAGUCGCUCUAUAACGAGACUGUCGGCAUCUUCAAGGGUCCAAAAACAUUUGGAAUACGCGGUUACUUCUCGAUCACUGUUUUGGGUCUGUCUUUAGGCAUCGAGGGCGAAUUCGUGAAAUCUGACGCUCAUUUACGGCGCUGUGGGGAUUUAGUAGAAAUCUUCGAUCACAUGAAUGGAGAAGCGGCGUGGCGAGCAUUUGGUGUCGUAGAUGCAUUCAAAAUUGGCCUUGCCAACGGAAAAGCAAACAGUGGCGGGAAAAUAGAGAACAAACUAUGGAGUCUAGUUUCGGUAAAACUGGGAUUUGGCUUCGGGCUCGCCUUAGCAAGUGACAGCAACAAUUUUGUUGUACAGCUUCACGCUCGUCUGAAUUUCUUCGGAGCCAAAGCCACAGCAGAUCUCUUCGUCACCAACAAGGAGAUUGCCACGCGGGCGGAAGUUAACAUCUGGGAUAUUUUCAGAGCCAGACUAACUAUCCGAGCCACGGUAUUUGUAAAUGUCGCAGACUGGGCUUUACAGAUUCGAGGUGAAUUUAUUCCUGGUGGUGGCCGCAAGCGCCAGGCAGGCAACAACGUUCAAGCAAGUCUCGGAGAUGCCAUACGAAAAUUUGUGAACAGGUUAGCUGAUGAAGCAGUUAAACGAAUAGACAAAGCCAAGGAGGCGGUAAACGUAGCCAAAGAUAAGGUUACGAGUGCGCAGAGAUGGUUGGACGAGAAAAAAGACGACGUUGACAAAGCCAACGUUUUCUUCGAUAAGGGCGUGGAAGGCUUAGAACGCGCAAAGCAAAAAGUGGAGGCGGCUAAGGGUCCUUUCAAGAAAGCGCUUGAAAAAUUAAAAGCUGCACAAAAGAGAGUCGAUCGUCUUUGUAAGAUUAAAACAUGUUCAAAAAUUUGCAUUCCUGGUAUAAAAUUUAAGAAAUGUAAGGUUGGCUGGGUAAAGAUCCCGUGUCCAAGAUGGACAAGUUGUAUGAUCAAGAUUCCUAAUCCUCUGUGUGUGGCUGCAAAUUUGGCUUGUCGUGCUCUACGAGGUGUUGCGUUUUUAGCACUGGAAGCGGCCAAACUUUUCGUUAGGGCGCCUAUGCUUGCCUUAGACAUCGCCAAAGGUCUCCUGUCCGCCGCGCAAGUUAUUGUAGACAAGGCGCGUAUUGUCUUAGAGGUCGCAAAAUUGGCUUUAGACGGAGCCAAGUUACUUCUAGAAGGUGUUAAAGGAUUACUGAGUGCCGCCAACGCCACACUAGAGGGUGUCAAAUUCGCUGUUAGAGCUGUGUCGUAUGCAAUCAAUUUCAUUGUGAAAUAUGGCUUACAAAGUAUCAUCGACAUUGGUAAUUGUGGGUUUGAGAUUGAGUUAUCCACAAGAGACUUGUUUGAGUUCGAAAUAUUUUGUGAUGUUAAUCCAUUUCGGCUUGGCUGGCGCACUGUUCGUUUCCGUUUAAAUUUCCGCAACAUUUUUGGUAGCAUUUGGAAUGCAGCAAAAUCAUUGGUCAACGGCUUUUUGGAUUCUGUGAAGAAACUGGUUGGGCGACGAAAGCGGGACAUAGAUCACGAAGUAUUUUCUAGACUUCACAAGGCGUUCCGCUACCGACGACAGGCGGGAAAUGGAACGUUCGAUGAAAGUGUGUUCGACAGUCUUGAUGAUCGAGUCUCAAAUAAUACCGUGCUUACAAAUACAACCCGAGAGAGUGAAAUUCAGUUCUGGAGAGAACAAUGCUCUCGCUACUCUCCUGUAAUAACAUUUCUCCGACAGAGUAUAGAAGAGCUGAAUAACGUCACAAAAGAGUUGGAGACUUCCAUGCAAGAAGUUUCCAAUCGUGGUUCAGAAACUGUAGAGAUACGAAAUUCCUUACUCGACAUGAAUGCUGAUGACUCUGAAAUUGACUACACCGUGGCCGAAGAAGACUUCAACGUGACCAGAGAUCAAGUUGCCGAUGUCUUGAAUGACGUGAAUACAAACAUGCAGGAUGAUGACCUAGUGAAGGAAAGCAAAUCUGCAACAGAGUACGUUAUUCAAAGCAACGAGGAGGCACUGAACAGUUUUGCUAGUGCAGAAAUCUUACCUUUCUGGCGGGAAAGGAUGGAAAAUAUGACUCUGGAGCUGUUGUCUACUGAUGAGUGCUCUGGGUUUUAUGACUGUGUGAUUUGGAGUUUUGGGGAAAUUUACCAACUCGUGGAUUCUGUCGAUCCACAGCUUCUUCCAGGAGCUCAGCAAGAUUUACCACCUUUAGAAGAACAAUUCUACAGCCUUUUCGACAAUAACACCAAGAGUUUUGCAGAGUUGAUAAAUACAACAACGGAGAUCUUGAACGAGCUGCGGUUGUUGAAUACAGAUGAGGUUUUCUGUGCCACAGUGCCAGAAAUCACAAAAAGUCCCAGAAACGUCACUGUGAGGUCAGGAGAAAGUGUCACGUUAACGUGCUCUGCUUCAAGCGUCCCUGAGCCUAGCUACUACUGGUACAAGAAUGAGGAAAUGUACGCUACUGGUGGUUCUCUCAUACUGACAGGACUGACGAGUGAAGAUGCCGGAGAGUACGUUUGUGUGGCUGGAAAUCACGUGACCAACGUGACGUCCGACCCAGCCGUUGUCACAGUUAUCUCCCCUCCUAGAAUUCUGUCUCAACCGCCAUCCCGCAUUGAAGCUCUUAUCGGCGAAAAAGUGGUUAUUGUGUGUAAUGUUUCCGCUUCACCGGAGGCAAACAUAACAUGGCGUCUGGUCUCCGAUGAUGCCUUUAAAGUGGAAAAUAAAUCCCUAGUGUUGCCUUCCGUCCAGGAAUCAGAUGCUGGAGCUUACAGAUGCGAAGCUGCGAACGAGUACGGCAGUGUUUCAACUAAUGAAAUGACGCUUGAGGUCUUGGAAGCCAGACCUCUUUGUCCCACAGUGACAUUGAAGUUUGGAUUUAUAACAGCCGAGCCGGGCAAAGUGAAAGAAAACGAAACAUUACUUCAAAAAGAUGUAAACAACGUGCCUUUACAGACAGCUUUCCGCGAGACCGUGAUGUUUGUCGCAAAUGUCACAACGUUACCAGUCACCGUUGACGUCAGCAUACUGACGUCACCACCAAACGUCGCCGUGUUGUCUAUGACGGCGGGCUGUGAGGAAGUGCCUCAGACGUGUGUUUCCGCGAUCUGCCAGCAGAUAUACAGUGAUGCCCAUCAAUUCCUUCAACAAACCAUCACCAACCUUCAAGAAGUGAUCCUCUCUGACAAGCCAUUGUUCAUCAAUCACGAAAAGGCAUUUUAUUUCAACCCUUCAAUUGUGAACAUACCAGAAGAGUCGAACAGCUGUCCCAAAGGGUUUAAGGAAAAUGACGCCCAGCUAUGUGUGAAAUUUGAUGAUGGAUCUCCACAGAACUUACGCAUUUCUAGAGCCAUUCGCUUCGGCCCGGUGACAACUUUUAUUCUGAACUGGGAUUCUCCAACACAAGCUGACGAGAUUGUCAGACAGCUAGGGUACGUUGUGGAAAUUUCCAACCUAAUGUACAACCCACCCAGUGUACAGAGGACGUUCUACCCGUCGUUUGGUAUCUUACUUCAAGCGAAGGAUGGAGAGACUACUGUAAGAGUGAGGGCAGUUCAAGAGAAUGGACUCAGUCCUGCGGCUGAGAUUGUCAUCCCUGCUGUCGGCGAAGAGAACACAGCCGGAUCAUAUCCCAUAUUUGCACCAGCGUAGGAUAAGGGAACUCAUGAAGAUGCUGCGUUACCCAAAGCUCAAAGGCUAAAAGUCUCAACGAAUUAAAACAAUUUACAUUAAUGUAUUUCUGUUUAUGAAUUAUUUUCUAUUAACCAGUUUGUAUGCUUGAAUAAAGAACAUUUUAUAGAA
Liolophura sinensis is the source of this 7758-nucleotide messenger RNA. RefSeq lists its product as uncharacterized. NCBI's taxonomy places the organism in Eukaryota, Metazoa, Mollusca, Polyplacophora, Chitonida, Chitonidae. The transcript has 24 exons. The record is from RefSeq and is a predicted model, not a curated record. Bases 115 to 7608 code for a protein of 2497 amino acids. Gene Ontology annotation, molecular function: protein binding; calcium ion binding.